Pan troglodytes (chimpanzee) is the source of this 2433-nucleotide messenger RNA. RefSeq lists its product as uncharacterized. The coding region runs from base 309 to 1091 and encodes 260 amino acids. The transcript is spliced from 3 exons. NCBI's taxonomy places the organism in Eukaryota, Metazoa, Chordata, Mammalia, Primates, Hominidae. The record is from RefSeq and is a predicted model, not a curated record.
AUAGUUCUUGGCAGCAAUUUGAAAGUUAUUUGAGGAGAAGGGGAGACUUACAAUGAUGAUUCAAAUGAAGGAAACUAAAAAGUAAUGAAGCAAGGCAGAGGAAAAAGCAGUACUCACUUGAGCACAUCCCAAAAGAAUAACAUUUCAAAUGUAACUAGAAAAAAGUAUGCUGAAGUUCACAAUACAGAAAUAAUUAUUAAUAAGAUAGCUUUAAAGCCCUGCUCAGCUUUUGAAUGUUGGGAAUUGACCCAGAGGUGGCUGUAACCUAAGAUGGUUCCUUCAGUAAUGACCAUUUUUUCUUUUUCAAGAUGAUGAUUAUUCCCCACCUUCUAAGAGACAAAGACCAACGAGCCACCACAGCCACCAGUCCCAGAACCCGCCAAUGCUGGGGAACGGAAAAUGAGGGAGUUCAACUCUGGCCCUCACAAUCCAGUGGAGGAGACGAAACUCAUCUGCCUCUGUCCCUCUGGGCACGCCUCAUGCCAGGUGCAUCUGUGGACAGGGGCCAUGCUCCUGGGCUUCCAAAGUUGGAGAAAGCUGCCAGGCUCAGGUCUGAAGGCCAGAAUUCUACAGUAAGUCCUACUGAGUCAAGGUGGGAGCAGGGUCGGUGGCUUCCGAGGCUCUGCGGGAGAAUCCGUUUCCUGGCCGUAGAGGUGGCCUGCACUCCUCAGCUUGUGCUGCCCAUCUCGAAUGACUGGAGUUUCCUGCUUCUGUUACUACACCUCCCACCCUCUCCAUCACCUGCUCUGCUCUUACAGCAGAGCUCUGCCCCUCAUUCCCCGGCCUCACUCACAAAUAGCCUUCACCCAGACAGCCUUCGCCCUGUGCACCGCGGCUGGGGCUGGAGGGGAGGCAAUGGCCGUCUCCUGUGUGUGCACUGGACGCCCGGAAUCUCAACAGCACUCACACUGGAACUUGAAGGUGCCCCGGGGAAACCCACGGAAGCACAGUGGUGCCUCUGGCUGCCUGGAGCCUACCCCAGUUCCUCCCUGGCAGUGAGAGAAAGCUGCAAUCACCCAUCAGCAGGCUUUAUUACAGAAAAGGAAACGCAAAUUGGGCCUCCCCUCCUGCUGGGAAGCAUGGGAACAUAAGGUCAAGGAAGAUGGAAGGGGGAACAAAGAGAAACACUGCAGACCGGCUGCAGCCAGAGGCUGCAGGUGCAGGGCUGAAACUGAAUCAUCGCCAUGCCAGCAGGAGUGGCCUGCCUGGAGUAACCCACCCUUCCAGGGAGCACAGGCUGGGUGCCCUCCCCAGGGCCCAGGCAGGCCCCUCCUCUGGGUCUUGGGGCCCCCGUAAGAGCAGGAGUUGGAGAGGGUGGGCUCCUCACCUCCACUUUCUCUGUCCUGUUAGAAUUCUAAAGGGCGGGGCAUUUUCUGUGUUAGAGAAUGCUCCAGAAGACUUAUGUGACCUCAACUUCAGCUAAAUUUCUAAUAGGAAAAGUUGGUAAGCUAAACAAAACCCUAAGCCCCCUAAACAACUGAAAGGGGCCCCAGAGAAACCUGAAAAGCUGAGUUCCCAGCCUCGAUGGGAAGGGAGGUCCACCACGCUUCAUUACGCUCCUUCCCUUUUGCAGCUUAGAUGCAACCACGGACCAGCAUUAGAGGUCAUGGAGAUCUUAAGACUGACAGACAGACUCUUUGUGGCAAUAAGACACCAAAUUAUAAACAGGACCCAUGCAGGCAAGGGUAAAGUCACACCUGCAGGUCAUCAUCUUGCUACACAGCUUCCAAGUUUUAGACAGAACCUUCCUCCUCCAACCAAAUGCAAAUUAAAGAAUCUCUGAAUCCACCGAUGUCCUGUAAGCCCCAGCUUUGAGAUGUCCCUCCCUUUCAGCUCAAACCAAUGCCGACCUUCUGUGCACGGCUGUAUGCCUUUGCCUGUAACUCCUGCCUCCCUGAAAUGUUAAAACCAAAGUGCGGCCGGGCGCGGUGACUCACGCCUCUCAUCCCAGCACUUUGGGAGGCCGAGGCAGGUGGAUCACCAGGUCAAGAGAUCGAGACCAUCCUGGCCAACACGGUGAAACCCUGUCUCUACUAAAAAUACAAAAAUUAGCCGGGCGUGGUGGCGGGUGCCUGUAGUCCCAGCUACUCGGGAGACUGAGGCAGGAGAAUCUCUUGAACCCGGGAGGCGGAGGUUGCAGUGAGCCGAGAUCGCGCCACUGCACUCCAGCCUGGUGACACAGCGAGACUCCAUCUCAAAAAAUUAAAAAAAAACUGCAACCCGACCUCAGGUCCUUUCUCAGGACUCCUUGGAGCCUGUCUCCCAGGCUGUGGUUACCCCUGUUGGCUCAGAAAUAACCUCUUUAAAAUAUUCUAUGGAGUCUGGUUUUUCCAUCAGCAAGUUUUACUCUAAAGUGGACAUUGUUUUCCUUUCACAAAGGGCUGGGGCUUCCCAGAUGAUAAUGAAAAAAUUAAAUUUAAAUGUUAUUUAAAA